CAUAUACGAGCCGGGGCAAGAGACGACUGUUUCUCUCUCCUUAUUUUUGACACAGUUCACCACAUUUCAUCCACUUGGAAACGUAUAAUCCCCCCCGACAUCCUGGGCGUACCUACCUCUCUCUUUUUUUUUUUCAAGUCAGAGGAGUAAGGUGAGGGACGGGGGUCACCGCUUCAUAAAUACUCGGAGACUGUGGACAGACCUCGGAGGAGUAAAAGGGCCUACUGCCAGAGAAAGUUCUCACACAGGACAGGAGCGCCGAUUUUUUUCUCUCUCCCGCAGACUUGUACCAAAACUGGCUCCUGAUUUAUCACCGUGAAACGUGCGUCUGCUCUACUUUUUUUUAUGGAAAGCCUAUGAAUCCGUACUGGCAGACUUUGAAAGAUUUUUGUUUUGUGCUUUGUUUUUUUUCCCCCUCAGAAAAUGCAAUGUAGCUCAUCCUCGCAUCUCUAAGAGAGCCAUUUGCCAGGAUGACAGCGCUGCAUACUCCUCUGAACCGCGCGCUUUUCGCACUCGCGUGGAGCAGUCUGAGUUUUCUUUCCUGCGCCCAGUGCGCUCUCACUGACAACCAUGUGCACUCCAGCUUUAUUUACAGGAGGUUGCGCAAUCACGAGCGCAGGGAGAUCCAGAGAGAGAUCCUUUCCAUCCUGGGCUUGCCUCACCGUCCGAGACCCUUCUCUCCCGGGAAGCAGGCGUCCUCCGCGCCGCUCUUCAUGCUCGACCUGUACAACGCCAUGGCCGUGGAGGAGGAGGAGGCGGAGGGGGUGGCGGUGUUGAACCGGAACGCGGGGAAGAGCUUCAGUGCCAAGGCUCAAGGGCACUCCAAGAAAAGUUACUACAACCCGCAGCAUGCCGGGUACUCCCGUGUGCCGCAGCCCUACAGAGCGGCCCCUCUGCUGGGGCACAGUCCCGCACUAACCACCGCGCACGACACCAAUUUCCUCAAUGAUGCUGAUAUGGUUAUGAGCUUUGUCAAUUUGGUGGAGAAAGAUAAGGAGUUUUCUCACCAGAGAAGACACUACAAGGAGUUCCGCUUUGACCUGACUCAGAUCCCAGAUGGAGAGGCAGUGACGGCGGCAGAAUUUAGGAUCUAUAAGGACCGCAGUCACGCUCGCCACAGCAAUAUCACCCUGAAGGUUUCCAUAUAUCAAGUCAUCAAAGAGUAUCAGAACAAAGAUGCCGAGACCUUCCUGCUUGACUCCAAAAAGGUGCAGGCCUCUAACGGGGGCUGGCUUGUGUUUGAUAUCACAGCCACCAGUAACCACUGGGUGAUGAACCCGCAGCAAAAUUUUGGGCUUCAGCUCUGUGUGGAAACAAUGGAUGGACGGAGUAUCAACAUAAAAUCUGCUGGAAUCAUUGGAAGGAAUGGGCCACAGUCCAAACAGCCAUUCGUCGUUGCUUUCUUUAAGGCCAGUGGGGUUCUGCUUCGCUCGGUGAGAGCUGUGGGUGGGAAGAAAAAGAACCAAAACCGCAAUAAAUCUACUAAUAAACAAGAAUCAUCAAGGAUUCCAAAACCUGGAGACUAUAACACCAGUGAACAGAAACAAGCCUGCAAGAAGCAUGAGCUUUAUGUCAGCUUUCGAGACUUGGGCUGGCAGGAUUGGAUCAUUGCACCGGAGGGCUAUGCUGCUUUUUAUUGUGACGGCGAAUGCUCUUUUCCGCUCAAUGCUCAAAUGAAUGCAACAAAUCAUGCUAUUGUGCAAACCCUGGUCCACUUAAUGUUUCCUGACAACGUGCCAAAGCCCUGCUGUGCCCCAACCAAGCUCAACGCAAUAUCAGUGCUUUACUUUGAUGACAGCUCAAACGUUAUUCUGAAAAAAUAUAGAAAUAUGGUGGUCAGAUCUUGUGGGUGCCAUUAGUUUUGAGGCAGUUUAAUUUAUGGAGCCUGAGCUGAGAAUUGCUGGAAAACACAUCUGCUGCAGGUGUGGUUUGAUGUACAGUAUUAUGUAUAUAAAGUUUUAUUGGUUAAUUUAUUUCCCUUUAAAAGAAUAGCACUGAAUACUGUAAUAUUUAAGUGAUUAGUAAAGACUGUUGAGUUGACUUUAUGUGCAUUAUCAUUUCAUUUGUGCGUCCGCUGGCAUAUACUUUUAUCUGUAAUCGUCUUUGAUCAAACACUUCACUGGAGUCAUGAUGACAACUUUGCCUUUUUCGUUUCAGUUGAAAAAUUGUGCUGUAAAUAUUUAGAGAAAAUUUACAUCAGCGAUGAAUUCUGUGUGAGAUGGUCAUUGUCAUUGCUUUGGAUCAUUAAUACAUUCCUAAACCGGAAAGAAUGGUGUUGCUGAUAUAAAUUUAAUUAACACUGGUUUGUGCCCAGUAUGCUCCUUUUUGCAUAAAUAUCACAAAGCUGAACACUUUAAAAUCAAACUGGGUCAAGAUUUUCAUAAUUAUUUUAAAGCAAACCACAUAAACAUGUUUUCGAGCUGAUUCUUUUUUUGAAUAGAUAAUUCUAAAUCUGUGCCUUAUAAUGAGGUUUUACCCUUUAAUUAUAAAAUAUGUACACAUUUUUAAAUAUGAAAACUUGACCAAUAAUGCUAUUUUAAACAGUAACUGCUUAUGUAACCCUCUCCACCUAAACACUGUCAUUUUUUCUGUGAACUUUUUCAUAGCUACAACCAUCUUAGCUCCACGCUAAUUCUAACUUGUGUUUAGGAAGCAUAACUUAAUGAUAAAAUGUUUUGUAUUUUUAAUAAAUGUUCCACUAGAAAAAAAAA
Fundulus heteroclitus (mummichog) is the source of this 2711-nucleotide messenger RNA. It is a transcript of the gene bmp5, whose product is annotated as bone morphogenetic protein 5. The coding region runs from base 471 to 1859 and encodes 462 amino acids. Gene Ontology annotation, biological process: SMAD protein signal transduction. Gene Ontology annotation, molecular function: cytokine activity; growth factor activity. Gene Ontology annotation, cellular component: extracellular region. NCBI's taxonomy places the organism in Eukaryota, Metazoa, Chordata, Actinopteri, Cyprinodontiformes, Fundulidae. The record is from RefSeq and is a predicted model, not a curated record. The transcript has 7 exons.